This is a messenger RNA of Microcebus murinus (gray mouse lemur), 658 nucleotides long. It is a transcript of the gene SMIM11, whose product is annotated as small integral membrane protein 11. The record is from RefSeq and is a predicted model, not a curated record. NCBI's taxonomy places the organism in Eukaryota, Metazoa, Chordata, Mammalia, Primates, Cheirogaleidae.
CGGAGCGGUGCAUUUCGGGACGUGUAGUUUUCCCCGGCAGCACUGCGGGAGUCCCGGUUAGUGUGCUGGCCCGGCGCCGGAGGCUCCACCGCCCAGAGCUAUGAGAGCGAGGCCUCAGAGGGAAGUCACUUACCAGAGUAUGUAGGUUCUUCAUGCAGAGAACAAGUCUUCUGGCUCUUUGGGAUCAGACCUUCCAGCGCCCUGAACCUGACCUUCUAGCUCCUUCUCCUCAUGUGCUUAUCUGGGAGAGGCCUGCAUUGAUCAGUAGUAAAUUCACAGCUGUUCUGCCAUGAACUGGAAGGCUCUCGAACACGUGCCCUUGCUGCUGUAUAUCUUGGCGGCGAAGACAUUAAUUCUCUGCCUGGCAUUUGCUGGAGUGAAAAUAUACCAAAUGAAAAGGAUGGAAGCAAAACAGCAAGAACUGGAGGCUGAGAAGAAGCAGCAGUCAGAGAAGAAAGAUAACUGAAGGGGCAUCCAAGAUUUUGCAAUGUAAAUGUCAGCUCCAGUAGACCCUAGCCGAGAAGCAAGAACCACUGGGUGAUGUGUCAGAGGAUAAACUCCCAACCUGGGCCUUUAACUUAAAGCAAUGUGAAUUUUUAUAUGCUUUCGAAAGAACCAGUAUUUUGUGUACUAAAAUAAAAUACCUUUGUUAAAAGGA